Molecule: messenger RNA, 5205 nt
Organism: Symbiodinium sp. CCMP2592
Lineage: Eukaryota; Dinophyceae; Suessiales; Symbiodiniaceae
Source: the annotation of a GenBank genome assembly
AUGGAGACCCGGUCUGUGGUGCUUGAGGAGCAUGUCGACUCGGAAUACGAGCCAACGGAGCAGGAGAUUCUAGACUAUUCGGAAUGGCUUGGAAUGGACCUUGAGAAUGACAAGGACUUGAUGUGGAUUGCCAGGGCCGGGUUGAAGGUUCCCCUGCCUCCGCCCUGGAAGCCCUGCACCACUGGAGAAGAGAACGAGGUGUUCUACUUUAACUUCGACACUGGUGAAAGUGUUUGGGACCAUCCGUGUGACGAGUACCAUCGCAUGCUCUACAAGAAGGCUGUGAGAUCAUCGCCGCACAGCCAACCACCACCCGUUGCCAAAGAUGCUACGGCCGUGAUCUGCAAGCCCAUCAUGAUGACGAACAAUCCAGGUGGGCCAGACGACACCUGGGCCAGCAUGGGUGCGGCCACCAAGCGGUUUGUCACCGGAGAGAGCUACGAUGCCCGAGUGCCCGUUGUUACCGGCCAUGUAGUGGCCGGGCCUGGGGGCGCCAUGCCGAGCGAGCUCGCACACGCUCCCUGGUCUCCGCCAUGCGGGCCUGGACCGUCCCAUGCUCCCGGCAGCUUUGUGCUGUUGGUGGAGAGUGCCAAGGACCUGUACGAUCUCGAUUGGACCGGGAAAAUGGAUCCUUACGUCAAGGUCCGCUUGGGUGGUCGGGAGUUCCGCACCCAAGUGAUGACCAAUGCUGGCAAGAAGGCGAAGUUUCACUGGACGCAGAUAAUUGACUGGCGAGGUGAGCCGGACAUCCAUUUUCUUGCCAUGGACAGCAACAUGCUGGUUGCCGAUGGGCUUAUAGGAGAAGCCGUAUACAGAGGGCUUCCGCUGCAUUCCGACUUUGAAGGAACCUUGGAGCUAAUGCGGCCCCACGCUUUUGGUGGCUGCAAGAAAGCAGGGAAGCUGAAGAUCGAAAUCACUUGGCAGCGUGGAGGCGCCAGGCCUGAAGCUCACGGCUCCGGUUACGGGCCUGGCGCAGCCAUGCCUGGGCCUCCCUACGGCGUUCCUAGCCAUGGCGUCCCCGGUCAUGGGGGGCCGCAUGGCAUGCCGUACCCAUCUCAUGGCGGACAUCACGGCUACGGACCUCCCCAUGCAGGCGCUGGCAUGAGUGCCGCGGCUGCCGGACACAUGCUUUUCCAAGAGGCUUUUGGCUUUGGCGGAAAGAAGAUGAAGAAAGACAAGAAGGAAAAGAAGCAUAAGAAGGAGAAAAAGUUUAAGAUCAAGAAGAUGAAGAAGUACGGCCUCCCGUUCGAUGAAGCGGCGUUGGAGGAUUUGGCACAGCGUCUCGGCCUUUCUCAGAAAGAGGAUGAGAGCGGUGACCUUCUUGACGACAGUGGCAGUGUCGGCAGGAGCGCCAGCGCCAGUGGUGGCAUGCUGAGCUUGGGUGGAGGUGAUCUUGAGAAAAAGAAGAAGAAAAAGGAGAAAAAGGAGAAAAAGCCGAAGAAAGAGAAACCCGAAGACAAGGACGAUGAGGUGAGACUUGAGGCGCCAAGGACUUUAGCACCUCUCAGUGCACGAGGUGUCGGCGGCGCCGGACUUCGCGACAGGCCGCAUGAAGGUCAAGCGGAGGAAGCCGCGCCAUCCACCGGCUCCUCCAGGGCACCGUCCCUUUCUCUGAGCGAGGAGGACAGGCGAGAGAGGCCGGAGGAUUUCAAGGCGUUGCAUGGUUCCAAAGCUCUGGAUGGGCCGCCGCGGCCUGUGGCGGGAGCUCCACCGCCUCCAAGCGGAGAUCCGCCGGCUGUGAACUCGAUGGCGGAUCGAGCUGAGGCCGUAGCCGAUGCCAGCCAAGAGCAGCUGGAACAAGAGAAAGCCAGGCUCGAAGAGCUUCAUCAGAAGAACAUUGCCGCCUUGCAGGCAGAGCACAAGGCAAAGUUGGCAAAGCAUCGACGAGAGCUGCAAGCAGAGUUCGAGCUGGAGCGAGACCGAACCUUCAGCGAGCUGCAGGAGAAGCACGAGAAGCAGGUGCGGGAAGAAAGAGGUCGAUUGCAGCAGGAGCUGGCCUCCAAAAAAGGGAAGAUGAAGCAAGAGAUUGAAGCACUGGCAAAGUCUGAGGAAGAGUUGCAAAAGAAGCUGAGCGAAUCACAGGCCGAAGCGACGCGCUUGCGAUCUGAGGCGGCGAGUCUCGGAAGGAAGUGCUCUGCCUACGACGAGCGUGUGCGCAGGCUUGAGGAGGACAUGAAGGAAUGUCGCAAAGAGGCUUCACAUGUGCGCACAAGCGCCAGUACUGAUGCCAAAGAAGUUGCAAGCCUGAAGGCACAACUCGACAGCAAGAAUCUGGAGAUCGAGCAGAUCAAGGCCGGUGCAACGUCAGCUUCUGAGCGAUUGGCGAAGUGGGAGGAAGAGAUGCAGCGGCUUCAAGAUUUGGCUCAAGACAAUGACGAGGCGAAGGCACGGAUCGAGCAGCUGAUGCAGGAUCUGGAGGCCAAGGAGACGCAGCGUGCCGCGCUGGAGCAACAAAUCAAGGACCAGAGUCAGAGCCAAGACGCAGAGGAACUCUCGAAGCAGAAGGCAAAGAUCGCUUCUCUGGAGGCUUCUCUGAUGAGCGAGGUAGAGGCCAAGAGCAAGUUGCAAGCCAAGCUUUCUGAAACUCAAUCCGACCUCGCGAAGGCUUCAGGAAACCGUGCGCAGCUUGACGAGCUUCGCCGAGAACUGGAUGCGAGGACGGCAGAGCUUGCCGAAGCACGGAAGGCUCCUGUGAGCGACUCGGAGUUGAGGCAGGCGAAAGAUGCUCUCGAGGAGGAGAAGAGGAUUUCGUCGCAAGCUUCGGCAGAUGUCCUGCGCUUCAAGGAAGACCUCGCCAGCCUGAAGGCGGAGUUGGCCGAAGAGCGUGGCCUGAAUGGCACCAGCAAAGCCGAGGCAGCGUCAGCAAGCAAUGAAGCUUCGCGGCUUGAGGCCGAGCUGGCCGCGCAGUCAAGGGAGCUUCAACGAUUGCAGGAGCUGCUGGAUCAGCAAGGUCUCCAGGCCCAAGAGGAGCAAGCCCGGUUGAUGCGACGAGCAAACGAAGAGAAGGAGUUACGUACCCAAGCCCAGGCAGAACUUGCCAGUGCACAACAAGAACUGGCGAUCUCGAAGGGAACUCUCUCUGCGCGGGAGGGCGAGUGCAAGCGCCUUCAGGACAAGAUCGGAGACGCUGUCGGUCAGCACGAGGAACUCAGGAGACUGCAGACAAGCCUUGAGCAGGCAACCUCACGCGCGACGAAUCUCAAGAGCGAAUUGGAUGCAAGGACAGCAGAUUGUGUCCAGCUGCGCGCAGAGGCGCAGCAGCAAGAGCGCCAAGCAGCCCUCAGAUCUAUGGAGGAGGCCUCCCUCAAGGCCGAGUUGGACACAUGGCGUGCAGAAUGCGACCGCUGGCAAAGCGAGGCAACUCAGUCUGACGUGCCGAAGAUGAAGGCCUUGCUCGAGGAGGAGAAAGCCAGCCUGAGCAGCAUGAAGGCCGAGGCUGCAGAAACCAUGGCGCAAUGCAAGGCUCAGGCUGCGGCAGCUGCGGCAGAGCUGGAGGCGCGAUCGAAGGAGUGCGGGCGGCUGCGAGCAGAGCUCCGGGCAUGCAGGCCGAGUGGUGCCCUCCCACAGGACGAGGUGCGCGAGCUCGUCUCGCUCCGCGCAAGGGUCCUGGACCUGGAAGCCGAGGUUGAAGCGAUGCACCAGGCUCAAAAGCCGGCUGCCGACCUCGAAGAGUCCAUGACGCUGCGCUCCAUGGUCAAGGACCGCGACGACACAGUCUCACGACUGAGAGCAGACUUGGUGCAUGCUUCUGCCCGGCACUUCAAAGAAGUGGAGGAGCUCCAGGCCAAAGUGAACGAAGCUCGCUUGGAAGAGAGGCAACUUCGGCACGACGACAAUGGUUUUGUCGUUUCCGAUCUGAAGGCUCAGCUGCGCGCAAGAGCAUCCGAAGUGGAGCAGCUGCACUCCGAGGUCAGAGCUAGCAUGAGCGAGCUCGAGCGCACCCGAGCAGAGGCUCGUCAUGCCGAGGCCAGAGCAGCUGCGCGGGAGAUCUCCAGCGUGGAAGCAGCCAAGGUGAUGGUCACCGACGACUGGAAGCGCGAAGUGGACCGCUUGCAGGUGGAGCUACAAAAGAGUACCGCUGAGAUCGCGGCGGCCAAAGAAAAGGCUGAGAGGGCCAACCGGGAGGUUCGCCGCCUGCAGCAAGAGGAGAGCAGAGUAGCGAAGAGCCAGGAGGCGUUGCGUGGAGAACUGGAGCAGGCGCAAGACAACAACCGAGUCAUCCGGGAGGAGAUGGCUGAUGCCGAACAUCGCUGCGAGGAUGCGCGCUCCAUGGUGCGAGCAGAACGCACCAGCCGCACCCACGCCGAAACACAGGUGCGAGAAUACCAACGAGAAGCAAGAGCACUCAAGGCUCAGCUGCAGGAGAGGGCUGCCGAAGCCGAUAAGUUCCGAAGUGAGGCGAGGAACAAGAGCUACCAACUUGAAGAUAAGGAGCUGGAAGUUGCCCACUUGCAGGACCAAAUCCAGUUCCUAGAAGACCAAAUUCGAGCACGCCGCCGGGAUCUGGCGGAGAAGGAGGACUGGGAGACUCAGACGAUUCAGAAAGACGGACCCCUGGACAUCACAGGCUUAAAAACCGCAGUUGAGCUGUCACAACUAUCCCAAGCUCAGGGGAUGGGCGAUCUUGAAGUGGAAGAACAAGACGCAACGUUGUCCCCUUGUGAUGCAGCGGUUCCGACCGACGGAAGCGUGCCGCCAAACUCUCCGGUGCAGGAGAGAGAAGAUAUGUCGCCACCGGCUGCAUGGCAUGAAAGAGCAGAAGAAGAGGCUCGUGCGGGAAGCCCACCAGGGGCUGAAGCUGCUGCGGCAGGAUGUGUCCCGGAUCAGGCUGCGGCUUACUUGCAAGCGAAGCGCAGAGAGCUCCAGACGGAACACAUGACAGUUGAGAGGUUGAGGCAUCAGUGGAAGCAAGACGCGGACCGGCUUCGCUCUGUUAGUGGCAUGGCACGGGAGCAGGUCCUGCUCCAGGAAGCUUGCAGUGCCCUAGACGACCGUGCUGCUGUGCUCCAAAGGGCCUUGGCAGAGCACAAUGCUUUGGAGCAAGCUCUGCAUGCAGGUACCCCCGAAGGAGAUUACAUGGCUUUUCCAAGAACAUCACCUCCUGCGUUGGGUAUCACUGGCAAUCCUACGAAUGUCCUGAAGGCAAGCUUCGCAGAGCAAGUCAGCCUUUUUUUGUGUUGUCAUCUCAUCCACUCAUCCCUUUGA